UUUAGAGAUAUUUUGUAACAAAAACUUAAAAAAUGCUAUUUGAAAGAAUUGCUCAUCAAUUUUUCUUUUCAUGUAUUAUUGGCACCAAUAACAUUGUGAAUGUAACCGCUGACUAGCUCAAUUACCGGAUUUUCUUACGGGUGUAAAGCCAAUAUUAAAACCGAUAUUUGUAACUUAGUUAAUAUAGGUUAGUGUUAUUAUUGUGACAAAUGUUAUCAAGGUACAGAAACAGUAACGUGCAUGUCUAGGCUAAGAAAAAUAUCAUAUGCUCUACUUUAAAUUAUAUAUAAUGAUAUUGUGAAUUCAGUUGUUAUUUUGUAAAAAUAAUGGGUCACAAACACUACUUCCGGUCAAAAUGUAUCUGCUGGCAUUUGUGAUACUUUUCAUUACGAAACCAAUAUAUCAUUUAUGUACCGUACCAUGAUAAGCAUAAAUAUUUCUCUAAUUUUAUACUCUUUCCGUUUAACUUUAUAUCUUUCUGUUUCACAAAGAUAGACUUUUUAGCGUUUUCAUACAUAUUAAGAAAACACAUUGCAUCAAUAUAAUAAAUGUAUCGUUUUCUGUAAUUUUCAAUUUUCAAUAUCUUCUAACCAAUAGUAAUUUAAUAAAAUCAAUUAAUUUUUUUAAAGUUUAUAAUUUUUUCAUAGAAAACACAAAAUAUAUAUCUUUGUUGAACAAAAUUAUUUUCUAAAACAGCUUUAUUUUCGAAACGGAAGGAGUAUUUAGUUAUUUACAUAGUUAAGUUUCUUAGAACAGUUUACUACUUUUGGAGAAUAAAUGACCAAAUUGUGUGCUUGAUGUAUAUAUGGAUUAGUUGAGACGUUCAGUUGUUUCUUUCAUUUCCCAUAUAAGGGUGGUGGAGUCUAAUCAGUUCGUAAUGAUAAGACAAGUUGGAUUCCAUUUCAGAUGUAAACUAAUUAUUAAAAAGAAAUCUACGGUUCAACAAAACUAGUCAGGUGAACUUUAGGUAGGGACAUUAGCCACGUGAAUUCAACGUUCCUAAAUUUCUACUCUUCUGUCUCUUCUCUUACAUAAACUCUCCUUUUCCCACCAUCCAGAUUCUAAACAAAAAAAAACCUCCACACUCUUUCUCUCUUUCUUUUAAAAAACAUCUCUAAAUAAAAACACUCACAGGAACGUACUAAAUAAGUGGUAAAACUCCAUGGAACCAGUCACUUAUGGGUCAUGCAGACCCGACCCAAAACCCUCAACCGCGUCAGCACCACCACUAAGCCGUUACGAGUCACAGAAACGCCGCGACUGGAACACGUUUCUACAAUACCUUAGAAACCACAAACCCCCUCUAACGCUAACGCUGUGCAGCGGGGCUCACGUGCUCGAGUUCCUCAAGUACCUAGACCAAUUCGGAAAAACCAAAGUCCACGUGACAACAUGUUUUUUCUUUGGCCACUCGGACCCAACAUCUCCUUGCGCUUGUCCGCACAAACAAGCUUGGGGAUCUCUCGACUCUUUGAUCGGACGACUUAGAGCCGCUUACGAGGAAAACGGUGGACGGCCGGAAACGAACCCGUUUGCUGCACGCGCUGUUAGGAUUUACCUUAGGGAAGUCAAAGGGAGUCAAGCUAAGGCUCGUGGAAUUACUUAUCAGAAAAAGAGACGGCAACCUACCGUUACCACUGUCAGACUGGAUGUGGUUUAAACGAGUGGAAUCGUCUUCGAAGACGGGAGUAAUGGUGAUUCUCCGGCUGCCUCCGGAGCCUUACUUCCAUAGGUUUAUAUAAUAAUCAUACAUAUUUUGCUUAUUUUUCCCCAUAUACAUAUGUUGUAUAAAAUCAUCUCUCUUUAUUAAGGAAACCUAUACUAUUUUCACUGUAUUAGCAAGAGUUUUUCUUUUUUUUUAGUGUAUUUAUGAGUCUCUCAAAAAUUGAAAAACCUAUCUAUUUUUGCUAACUAACUAAUACUUUUCUAUAAUUGUUUUAUUUAUCUUAAAAAUAAAUGAAUCACUGCAUAAGUGACAUCUAAAAGAUGAAUUUCUCAUAUAUAUAUAUGGGAAUCUCUCAAAUGUGAACCACUCUACCAUUUUUUUCUUAUUUUUCACUAUUUUAUUUAUUUUAAUUGUGAGAAACUAUGUGAAAGAUCUCUAAUGGCCAUGCUCUUAGUUGAUCGUGAAAAGACAAUUGUACGGAAAUUAUUCAGUUGCCUCAUUCUAGUAUUUUGAAGUUUGUUCCUAAUUUAUAUGGGUCAAUUUUGUUAUAUGAAAAAUUACUUACGUCUAUUCAAACUGUUGAUGGAUUACCGAAGAUGAAUGAAGGAGAUAUAUCAGUAUAUGUACAAAAGUUGAUGUCUAUUUUGGAUUUAUUUGAUUGUUAUUUGGUUGAAGAGCAGCUUUCAUUGAUCACAUAACAUUUUGAUUUUCAUCUAACAUAUUUUGUCUCUAUCCCCAAAUUAGGUCCCAUCAUAAAUUCUUAAAUUAAUUUCGUGAUAAACUACAUAUCCUACUAUACAAAGUAAUUAAUUAUGAUAUGGACGAUGUUAAUAUGUCAUCAUUAUAUUUUGGGAAAAUUGGUUUUUUAGAGCAAAAAGAUGAUAACUAGAUCUUUUUAGACAAAUAUUUAUUUUGUGUCAUUUUUGCCUAUAAUAGCCUUAAUAUUUUUGAAAAUAAAUUUAAUAAAUAGUUUUACAAACAAAAAAAAAAUUGAAAAAAUAGUAACUAUUGAUAAAAUACAUAUAUGAACUUAGUGGUAUUUUUUCAGUUCUAAAAAUGUUUAAAUCAUAAUUUUCAGAUUCAAUUCUAAAUAAAAGAGAAAUGACAUUCUACGAAAUAGAAAACAAAAUUCACUUUUUCAUUGAAUCUACAAUGUUUGAAAUACGUGAUCUACGUAAAUAAGAGUAUUCUAAAAAUAUUAAGAAUACACAUUAUGCGCUUAACCUACCGAUCAAAAAUCUUUAGAUAUUAAAAUCUAUACAUUAAUAUAAAUCUAAAACAAGUAGAAACCGACUUCUACAAAUUUACUGUAAAUCUAAAACAUGUAGAAAUCAAAAUCUACAUAUUACUAUAAUUCUAAAAACAUGUAGAAACUGAUUUCUACAAAUUAGAUGUAUUCUACGGAUAAGAAACCAGUUUCUAAAAUGUAGAAACAAAAUAUUUGGGAAUAUUCACUUUCAUAUUUAAAAAAAAAAUCGAUUAAAAAAACAAAAAAAAAA
Molecule: messenger RNA, 3165 nt
Organism: Brassica rapa (field mustard)
Lineage: Eukaryota; Viridiplantae; Streptophyta; Magnoliopsida; Brassicales; Brassicaceae
Product: protein LIGHT-DEPENDENT SHORT HYPOCOTYLS 6-like
Biological process (GO): response to light stimulus; mRNA transcription
Cellular component (GO): nucleus
Source: RefSeq, a predicted model, not a curated record